UAUAAAAUACAAAUAUAUGGCUACAUAUUUACACAAAGGUUUCAAAAUCAUAAAUAAGAUUAUUCAAGUAAAUACUUAUGGAUCAAUUUAAAAUUACCGGUAAAGUAGGACAAGGUGCUCAUGGCUAUGUCAUGAAGGGUUUCAACAAGUUCACCGGUGAACAAAUAGCGAUGAAAAAGUUGAUAGUGAAGAACUUGGACGAGGGCAUUCCAAAGAAUAUAAUGAGAGAGAUCACGGCUCUCAAAGUAUUAAAUCACGAGAACAUAGUUGAAAUAAUAGAAGUUAUUCCAUAUGGAAUGGGUCUUUUGUUGGUGAUGGAAUACCUUCCUAGCAAUUUACAGGAAGUGUCCAAGAACAUCAGUUUGGAACCGUCGAAAAUAAAACGCUAUUUGAAAAUGUUAUUGGAUGGCGUAAAGUUUAUGCACGAGAAUCAUAUAAUGCAUCGCGAUUUGAAACCUGCAAAUCUACUGAUCUCGUCAGAAGGGCUGCUGAAAAUCGGAGAUUUCGGUUUGGCUAGAAUCUACGCAGAAAACGAACCGGAAAGGGAAUACUCUCAUCAAGUUGCUACCAGAUGGUACAGGGCUCCAGAACUAUUGUAUGGAAGCAGAAACUACACAAAUUCUGUGGAUAUGUGGGCUGUCGGAUGUAUAGCAGGAGAAUUGUUUAAUAGAUCGCCGCUUUUUCCAGGCGAAACGGAUAUAGAACAAUUAGCUAUAGUUCUGCAUACUCUUGGUACGCCAACUGAGGAAUCUUGGCCAGGACUUGCGCAACUACCGGAUUACAAUAAAAUCACAUUUGCAAGAAGUGCCGGUCAGAAUUGGUUAACAGUUUUACCUGAUUGUAGCCACGAAACGUUAAACUUUGUCAAAUCUCUUGUGGUUUAUGACCAUAGAAGAAGGCUGACUGCAAAACAAGCUAUUAAUCAUCUUUACUUCUCAGAGAAGCCUGCACCUUGUCCCCUUGUAGAUAUGCCCAAAGAGGAUCAGUUAAAAUUUGCAUCGCCGCGCAAAGAUUUGGACGUCAUUUGCGAUGAGUUUGAUCAAAUUUUUAAGGACUUUUAAAUGAAUCACAGUAUUUGCAAAUUUUAGCCAGAUUGCGUUGGCCGUGUAUUUAGUACCUUAACAUAUGAAUUCGCAUAUCCGAAGCUGUAGAAAGCCAAAAAUGGAAAAUUUUUCAUGAGCCA
Molecule: messenger RNA, 1183 nt
Organism: Nicrophorus vespilloides
Lineage: Eukaryota; Metazoa; Arthropoda; Insecta; Coleoptera; Silphidae
Product: cyclin-dependent kinase 20-like
Exons: 5
Coding region: 78-1061 (327 amino acids)
Biological process (GO): protein phosphorylation
Cellular component (GO): nucleus
Molecular function (GO): cyclin-dependent protein serine/threonine kinase activity; ATP binding
Source: RefSeq, a predicted model, not a curated record